AUUGAAAGUGCUGCUGUCCAUCCCGUGACUACAACAGACAGUCACAGAUGAGGCAGUAACAGUGGCACUCACACUCACACUCACUCACUCAUCAAUAUCUUGAUGUGCUUAUAAACAUACACACACACAAACAUUGAACAUCGAAGUUGAACCCCCCAGUUCAGAGUUCAGUUCAACUAGCCUAAAAUCCAGAGAUAUCUGUGGAAAUUAAUGGCUCUGUCUGUCAGUAAAUUCUCUGCAAUUUUAUGCACAGCCAUCUUGUUUGCUAAUUUACAUGCUCUGUGCAGGUCAUCGAGUGUGGUGCCAACGAUUUCAGCUUCUCCAGCGGUUUUACCAAAUGGAAAUCCGCCCAGUAACAAUAUGUCGUCCUUCUUCCCUUCUCCAAGUGAUGAAGCUUCUAAUGCGUCAGAUGCAUUUGCACCAGUCCCUAGCUCUGGCCAGUUUGUUGGCAAAGUUUCAUCCGCCGCUAACUCCAACUCCGACCGUCAGUGCGGUGCUCUAAUGUUUGGUGCAGGGCUUUCUGCCUUGUUUCUCUUCAAAUUUGCCAAUGCUGCGUAACUACUCGAGUCAGUUGUAAUUAUGCCAGGGGUGUUAUUAGACUCAAUAAGGUCAGGUUUAGGAUGAGGAACGAACGUAUGGCUUGUAAUUUGCUGUUUCUGUACUUUUCAUGAUUCUGUGGAUCAUUUUGGUUAGUUAUGCCAGAAAGAACGUUGAAGAACUGACGUGCAGUCCAUAUAAUCCAUACUGUUGGGAAUGUUCAUGUUGUAUCGAUGUUGUUGAAUAUUUUGGAUAACACGGUGUUCAUACGUUAAAACUAACAUAUUAUCCAUGACAUAUUGAACCAACGUCAUUGGCGACUAACGGAUGACGGACGUAUCUGUCAUAACGUUUGCAAUCUUUUCGUUGACUAAUGUACGACUUUACAAGGGCGGCUGAAAAGCUUUCAUGUCAACAGCUCCAAAGGGAUCUCAUAUUUGCAACCAGUUUGUUUGCUCAGCGGGAAUCCAAAGCCACGAAAAUCCCCCGGGAGAAGAAUGAAUGAAUGAAUGAAGAUUUCAAAAUCGAGUUUUUGUCUCGUGAGCAGACACCAAUAUUCGGUCACAGUUAACAACCCCAACCUCACAAACUGGUUCAGCAAAUACGUCGACAAAAACGAUGUCGCCUCCUGGAACUCCGUCAUUGCCGACUUGGCCCGCAGCAGCGACUCCCUCGAAGCCCUCCGGGCAUUUUCUGUCGGCUUGUUCUCGCGUAUCGAGUAAGGGACUUGCCCAAAGUGUUCAUGGGUUGGUGGUGAAGAGAGGUUUCGAUGGGGAUUUAUGGGUAGGGAAUACUUUGAUGGAUGCAUAUGCCAGAUGCGGCGAGCUCGGUCUUGUUAGAAAGGUGUUUGAUGGAAUGUCUCAAAAGGAUUUGGUUUCUUGGAACUCCAUGAUUGCAACUUAUGGGCAGAGUGGAUUAUCUUCAGAGGCAUGGCAAGUCUUCUAUGGGAUGACAAAGGAUGGUGACAUCCGCUACAAUGCGGUGACAUUGUCUGCUUUGUUAUUAGCUUGUGCGCAUGCUGGGCCUCUGUUAGUUGGGAAGUCUAUACAUGAUCAGGUUCUGAAAAAGGGCUUGGAAGAGAAUGUGAUAGUGUCUACCUCUACUAUCCACAUGUACUGCAAAUGUGGGAGAGUUGACUUGGCAAGAAAGGCAUUUGAUUGCAUGAAGGAGAAGAAUGUUAGGACAUGGACCGCCAUGAUUGCAGGUUAUGGAAUGCACGGCCGAGCCAAAGAAGCAUUGGAGGUCUUCUAUAAGAUGAUAAGAGAAGGUGUGAAACCAAAUUACAUAACAUUUGUGUCACUUCUAAAUGCUUGCAGCCAUGCUGGUCUAUUAGAAGAAGGUUGGUAUUGGUUUAAUAACAUGAGCCACGAAUACAGUGUAGAACCUGGAAUUGAGCACUAUGGGUGCAUGGUUGAUCUUCUUGGACGUUCCGGUGAACUUAACAAAGCUUAUGAUUUAAUAAAGGGAAUGAGGAUUGGGCCAGAUUGUGUAGUCUGGGGUUCAUUUCUUGGGCCUUGCAGGGUACACAAAAAUGUGACAUUUGCAGAGAUUUCUGCGAGGAAACUGUUUGAGCUCGACCCUCAUAAUUGUGGGUACUACAUCUUGCUUUCAAAUAUAUAUGCCGAUGCUGGGAGAUGGGAAGAUGUUGAGAGGAUGAGAAUACUGAUGAAGAAUCGUGGGUUGGUUAAACCUCCUGGAUUCAGUUUGGUUGAACUGAGAGGUAUUGUGCAUUUAUUUUUGGUUGAAGACAGAGAGCAUCCUCAGCACGAGAAGAUUUAUGAGUAUCUGGAAAACCUGACAAUCAAGCUGCAAGAAGUUGGCUAUGCACCCAAUAUCAGUUCAGUUCUUCAUGAUGUUGAUGAGGAAGAGAAGGAAAUGGUCCUAAGAGUACAUAGUGAGAAGCUGGCUGUUGCCUUCGGAAUCAUGAAUUCUGUACCUGGUGCAACGAUUCAGAUAAUCAAGAAUCUCCGAGUUUGUGCCGAUUGUCAUACUGUUAUUAAGUUGAUUACAAAGGUUGUUGAUCGGGAAAUUGUGGUCAGAGAUUCAAAGCGGUUUCAUCACUUCAGGGAUGGGUUGUGUUCUUGUGGAGAUUAUUGGUGAUGGCUCGGUCAGAAGAUGGCGAUUGGUAGGCAAAUUUGGCUCGAAGGUGUUGAGCAAUAUAUAGCAUGCAAUGGCUGUAUAGGAAUGUUAUGACUAACAUUCGUAUAAUCAGUUUUGGGGAGGCUGAACGCCACUUCUGAUAAGAUUGUUUCUGAGUAACAAAAGACUGAGUAAAUUAUAGAUCAGCCUUGACCAGGAUUCUGGUCAAGAAACAGAACCACAAAUCACUACUCUACCAAUGGGAUACUUGGCAUGCUUACAAAGAUGAUGGCUUAUUAAGGUGAUGAAGGUUUCCAAGUUCCGGAAUCUACCUCUCAACGGGCUCCCUCAUUUUUCACUUUCAUAUUCGAUCGACCACAUGAUUCCGAGUAGUAGAAUGAGGAUAGGAAUCAAAGCCUCUAAUCGAGCAUCUUCAGACAUUUGACAAUUCCUUUGCUGUUUCCGGUGCUGCUAAUGUUUUUGGAUUUGUUUAGUGAACCAGAACUUCAGCAUUAUGCAUUAGGGAUUCACAAGUGAAUUCGUGAGCUAUGGCGUGGAGAUGAAAAGCUAGUGGAGCAACCGAACCAUAUGUUUCAUCGACUCUGUAUCCACAUGUAGCCUUGAUCUUUCAGUUCUUCAAAUAACGCUCGAUUUGCAUUUCUUUUUCAAAUCUUCAUAUGUUUCAUUUUGAUUUCUGCGGGCCGUGGACAUAUUUUUUAGAAAAAGUGCGUAGAUAUAGUGGAAGGUAGUGAAAUUUACCGGGAAGGAAAAUAACUAAUGAUAUUUCUUUUCUAAAUCAAAAGGGUGUGAUACUUUGACUACGCAACCAAAGUAACGUUUGCGAAUUGCCAAUUUGCCAAAGGAUGCUUGUGUCCCGUGGAGGACUUGUU
Messenger RNA from Malus domestica (apple), 3506 nucleotides. RefSeq names its product pentatricopeptide repeat-containing protein At3g26782, mitochondrial-like. Lineage: Eukaryota; Viridiplantae; Streptophyta; Magnoliopsida; Rosales; Rosaceae. The record is from RefSeq and is a predicted model, not a curated record. Gene Ontology annotation, molecular function: protein binding; zinc ion binding.